CCCUUCGCGUGGUUUCACAUGCUGAAUACUGUCUAAGCCCUUAUCUGGAGCUGUCGAUAAGCCUGUUGACUCGGUGAAUGGCUCGGUGAAUCUGCUUUAAUUACAUACCUCUGCUUCUUUUUUGCUUUGCUAUCUUUUUCUUCCGUCGCGUCUUGGUCCCUAUCUUCAAGGACCAUGGCGUUCACUCGCUAUGCCUUUGGGUUCCAUCGGCUUUCCCAGACACUCGCCUGCCGCUCAGUACACGGGGUUCGUACCCUUGCGACUGCCAGACAAUUCUCUCCUCUUGCUCCGUUGGAUACCUUCCAGGAGAGACACAUCGGUCCUAAUGACCAUGAAGUCUCCCAGAUGCUUUCUCAAGUGGGCUAUGAUUCCAUGGACGCGUUCAUAGCCGAUACCGUCCCUCGUAAAAUUCGUGUUUCGACCGCUGAUAUCAGUAAUGAGACCAUUCCCUCGUUCAGCGAAUCAGAAUUGCAUGCACGAGCCAAGGCGUUAGGAGGGCAGAACGUUGCAUUCAAGAGUUAUAUAGGGAUGGGGUAUCACUCUGCCGUUGUUCCUCCGGUCAUUCUGCGCAAUGUGAUGGAAAAUCCUCAGUGGUAUACUCCCUAUACACCGUAUCAACCCGAGAUUGCCCAGGGACGUCUAGAGUCUCUGAUCAAUUACCAGACGAUGAUAAUGUCACUUACUUCGAUGGAUAUCGCCAACGCCUCGCUUCUUGAUGAGGCGACGGCAGCAGCGGAGGGCAUGGUUAUGACGUUCGUCUCGUCUGGACACAAGAAACGCACGUUCCUGGUCGACUCUGGCGUUUUACCUCAAACCAUCUCGGUGCUGAGGACGCGUGCCAAAGGCUUCGGUAUCAAAGUCAUUGUUGAGGACGCGAGUGUGGCCAUCAAGGAUCAAAGCUUGCAAUCGGAUCUGUGUGGUGUCCUAGUUCAGUAUCCCGACGUAGAUGGGAACAUUAAAGACUUCGGAGAACUUGCAGUUAACGCACAUUCGUCUAGCGCCCUCGUUGUCUGUGCCACCGAUCUGUUGGCAUUAACCAUGUUGAAGCCACCAGGUGAAUGGGGGGCUGAUAUUGUUUUUGGAAACUCGGCACGAUUCGGUGUCCCUGCAGGAUAUGGAGGUCCUCAUGCCGCGUUCUUUGCUGUAACAGACAAGCUGAAACGGAAGAUGCCUGGCCGUUUGAUUGGCCGUAGUCGAGACGCCUCAGGUGCAUCUGCUUACAGGUUGGCAUUGCAGACUCGUGAACAGCAUAUUCGACGCGAACGGGCGACAAGUAAUGUCUGUACGAGUCAAGCUUUGCUGGCUAACAUGGCAGCAAUGUAUGCCGUCUAUCACGGUCCAGUCGGUCUACAACGUAUCGCAAACAAAGUCCAUGUUACCGCUCAAGUAUUCAAGUCGUCGGUGGAAAAUCUCGGAUACAAGCUAUUAAACCCUGCUUUUUUCGACACGAUCACUUUGGACGUAUCGGUUGCCGGUGGUGCCGAACCGGUGCAUGACAUCGCGAAAAAGGCGAGAGUCAACCUUCGUCGUAUUGAUGAUCAGCACGUUGGCGUUACAUUCGACGAAAGCGUUACACAAGCGGACUUGGAGGCUCUUGUAGCAAUAUUUGCGUCGGCAGUGAAGUCAUCAGGCCAGCUGAUUUUACCGUCAGAAGGAUCACUUAUUCCCGAAUGUCUGCGACGUACUUCUGAAUAUCUGCGCCAUCCGGUUUUCAACAAGCAUCAUUCUGAGACUGAGAUGCUUCGUUACAUGAACCAUCUAGCUUCCAAGGAUCUUGGCCUCGUCCAUUCCAUGAUCCCACUCGGCAGCUGUACGAUGAAGCUCAAUAGCACUAGUAGCAUGAUUCCUCUGACAUGGCCAGAGUUCAGUGCUGUGCAUCCCUUUGUGCCUCAUGACCAGAUAAAGGGAUAUCUGAGUAUCAUCAAGGAACUCGAAGAAGACUUGUGCAAGAUAACAGGCUUUCACGCCGCCUCCUUGCAGCCAAACUCUGGUGCAGCUGGAGAGUAUGCGGGGCUUUGUGUGAUCAGGGCUUACCAUGAAUCUCGAGGAGAAGGACACCGUGACAUUUGUCUGAUUCCUCUGAGCGCCCAUGGAACGAACCCAGCGUCUGCAGUCAUGGCAGGGCUCAAAGUCGUCCCGAUCAAAGCCUUAUCAGAUGGUAGCUUGGACCUGGAAGACCUCACAGCGAAGGCUGAAAAGCAUAAAGACAACCUUGCUGCGUUUAUGAUCACAUAUCCUUCAACGUUCGGAGUUUUCGAAGACGGUGUCCAGGAUGCUUGCAAGAUCAUCCACGACAAUGGUGGCCAAGUAUAUCUUGAUGGUGCUAAUCUUAAUGCUCAAAUUGGUCUGACCAACCCGGCUACCUGUGGAGGAGAUGUAUGCCACAUGAACCUUCAUAAGACAUUUGCGAUUCCACAUGGCGGAGGAGGUCCUGGAGUUGGACCGAUCUGCGUCGCCGAACACUUGGCACCAUUCCUUCCUUCUCAUAGGUCGCUACCUCAGGUAGCCGGUUCGAAAGCUAUCGAAGCAGUCUCGGCUGCACCUUUCGGCAGCGCCUCUAUUCACCUCAUAUCCUGGGCGUACAUCAAAAUGCUCGGUGGUCGAGGACUCGCCGAUUCCUCCAAAAUCGCCCUACUCAAUGCCAACUACAUGGCCAGUCGCUUAUCGGAGCACUACAAUGUUCGGUACACGAACAAACAUGGCCGUGUCGCUCACGAGCUCUUGAUUGAUCUCGCGGAGUUCGACAAGUCCGCUGGACUUAAAGUUACCGAUUUCGCCAAACGCUUGCAAGAUUAUGGCUUCCACCCUCCCACUUGCUCUUGGCCCACGUCUACAUGCAUGUUAAUCGAGCCCACCGAAUCAGAGCCUUUAGAGGAAAUAGAUAGGUUCUGCGAUGCUAUGAUACAGAUACGUCGGGAAACGGAGGAUGUUAUAACUGGAAAACAGCCCCGAGAUAAUAAUGUUCUCAAGAACGCGCCCCAUCCUGUUUCCGUGCUUGCUGAGGAAGAGUGGAGCAGGCCUUACUCUCGCCGAACAGCAGUGUACCCCCUUCCCUGGCUUGUAGAGAAGAAGUUCUGGCCGACAGUGUCCCGCAUUGAUGAUGCCUAUGGCGACCUUAACCUUAUUUGCGACUGUCCAUCUGUAGAGGAGGUUGCUUCGUCAUGAUAGUUUUGUCAAAUGUUUUCUGCUUGGGCUUUCUGUUCUCCUAGAUGGCUCACUGAGCCUAGAGUGUUGGUCAACCGAACCUCUCAUAGACAUUGGUACAUUAUUAACGGUGCCGCCGUACAUUUUGCAGUAUAUCCAUAAUAAUAUGUCAUUUCGAACCUGCUUCUUUU
This is a messenger RNA of Desarmillaria tabescens, 3335 nucleotides long. Its product is annotated as glycine dehydrogenase-like protein. Gene Ontology annotation, biological process: glycine decarboxylation via glycine cleavage system. The record is from RefSeq and is a predicted model, not a curated record. The coding region runs from base 175 to 3165 and encodes 996 amino acids. The transcript is spliced from 14 exons. Gene Ontology annotation, molecular function: glycine binding; glycine dehydrogenase (decarboxylating) activity; pyridoxal phosphate binding. Lineage: Eukaryota; Fungi; Basidiomycota; Agaricomycetes; Agaricales; Physalacriaceae. Gene Ontology annotation, cellular component: glycine cleavage complex; mitochondrion.